Penicillium manginii is the source of this 1380-nucleotide messenger RNA. RefSeq lists its product as uncharacterized. Gene Ontology annotation, molecular function: zinc ion binding. Bases 1 to 1380 code for a protein of 459 amino acids. The record is from RefSeq and is a predicted model, not a curated record. The transcript is spliced from 3 exons. NCBI's taxonomy places the organism in Eukaryota, Fungi, Ascomycota, Eurotiomycetes, Eurotiales, Aspergillaceae. Gene Ontology annotation, cellular component: nucleus.
AUGUCCUACGCCGUCGAGUCAAAGAAACGAAAGUUCCACCGCGUCUUGGAAUCCAUAUCCAAGCCUGCGACUCCCGAAAAUGCCCCGAAAUCAUCAACCGCAACACCCGCGACAGUAAAAGACCGUCUACCAACCAACCUCUCCUCCAUCAAGAAGGUCCGCCUGAACAACAAUGACAAAGCAGACUUGACCUCAGUACGCAAUUCUCUGUCGAAUAUAUCCCGCUCCACAAAUCAUACAUCGUCUAUAUCCCCAAGCAAACGCCCGACUUUCGCCCCAUGGGAUCGUGACAUCUUUCUCGAGCGGCUCGAGACCUUUCGUCGCGUGGAUAGAUGGGCCACCAAACCUACCCCGAUCAAUGAGGUACAAUGGGCAAAGCGCGGUUGGGUAUGCAAGGAUACGUCGCGAGUGGGCUGUGUCAGCGGCUGUGGGGGCUCAGUGGUGGUGAAGUUACCGGACGAGAUUGACGAGCUUGAUGGAUACGAUGCGGACAAGGUUCAAGAGCGCAAGGAAGUUCGCGAGAGACUUGUUGAGGAAUAUGUAACAUUAUUGAAGGACGGUCACAAGGAAAACUGCCUUUGGCGGAAUAGGUCCUGCGACGACACCAUCCAACACCUGCCAUUGAACAAUACAGAUACGGCUAUAUCUGGUCUCCAGGCCCGAUAUUUGAAGCUGGUGGAUAUGAAAGAUAAAUUACCGGCCGACGAAAACAUCCAAACGCCCGAGAGCUGUGACCUCGAUGGAAUAAUCAAACUACUUCCAGAAGACUGGUUCAAGAAUCCAGCAUCUUCCCCAGAGAGCGCGAACGAACAAAACACUACGGAUGGCGACGCUCAAGUCAACAACGACAAUCAGGGAUCAGUUCCAGCCCCAUCAAUCGACAGGCUACAAUUGAUCAACAAACGAGCGCUAGCAUUAUCCUUAUUCGGCUGGGAGUCGGUGGGCGAUGGGGCUGCUGGCUUAGUCUCAUGCAAGGCUUGCUUCCGUCGUCUGGGCCUCUGGAUGUACAAACCCAAGGACAACGGCGAUGUCACAGUCUAUAGCUCCUUGGACGUGUCACAAGAACACAUGGAAUACUGUCCAUGGAUUGACCCCAUCUCCCAGAGUGGCACUGGCAAGGCAAACGAGAGAAAGGAGAGCCUGCGCAGUGGUUGGGAAGUGGUCGCCGAGGCCGUCAAAGUCAAGAAUCGCCGGUACCUCCGUUCUGCAGCAUCUAUGGAUACACUUCGCAGCGAGGCCAACACGCCGACGCCCGAUGAUCCUCAUAAUGGCGGUGACGAAGAAAGCAAGAAGAAGGCUGAUCGUGAAUGGUGGGCCAGGCUCCGACGGAUCCGACAAUCAUUGACGACCAAGUCACCGCGCAAGACAGCUCCCGAGUAA